AUGAAUAUGUUGGAUGAUGAAGAUGACCAAAGCUUUCACGCUACGCGUGACGGCUACUCCCAUUUGAGCGAUGUCGAAUGGGAUGCGGUUGAACGAAUGGGUUCGACCAUGGGCAUCCAUGCUGUUAGCGUCAUGCUAGAGGCUCUCAAUAGAGAUGCCCAACAUGCUACUAUCGCCAAGUUCAUUCAAAAUGAACUUGACGCAGAACGCGAGAAAGUAGCCUUGCUUCACCAACAAGGUUCUCAACAAGCAGAGUUGUUGAGAGAACAAGGUGCUCAACAGUUUGAACUGUUGAGACAGCAGCAGGCUGCUGCUGGCGGGUCGAUGCACUCGCGUCGGCCCGAGACUUUGAAGAUUGACAUCUCAAAGUAUAGGGGGGUCGAAGAAGACUCCCUCUUGAGAUGGUUCGUCGAAUUGGAUGACGCCAUAAGGGCGCGUCGCAUCGACGACGGGGAUAUGCAAGUUGCAUUUGCCCAGUCAAAUCUGGCAGGACGUGCCAAGACUUGGGCACUGGGGCUCAAGCUGCACGACCCAUAUGCGUUUGGGUCGUUGGAAGUCUUCAAGUCGCGGCUCAGACAAACGUUUGAACCGCCUAGAGCUGAGUUCAGGGCUCGAACCGAACUCUUGAAGCUCAAGCAGGGUAAGCGUGAUGUGCACGCUUACGCUCAACACAUACGACAUCUUACGAGUUGUAUAAGUUCCAAUCCGGUGGAUGAACACACGUUGGUUUCGGUGUUCAUGCAGGGUCUUGCGGAUGGUCCCGUCAAGACUCACCUGUUCCGGCUUGAACUAGAUUCACUAGAACAAGCCAUUUCCAUUGCGGAGCAGGAAGACUUCAGUCUGAGACAGGCUCGCGCCAGCUCGACAUCAUAUCGUCAACCGAGACGAUAUGACAACGGAGGUCCAGAGCCGAUGGAACUCUGUUAUGUAGAGAGCGAGAAGGCUCGCUCUACAGGCUACAAGAAGUUACAGAGAUGCAACAGAUGUCAAAAGACAGGACACUACGCUUAUGAGUGUAGUGCCCCUCGUCCAGUGUCUCGCGACACUGGGCGUAGUGACCGUCCACCCAUGAGAAAGGGGCAGGGACGAGGGUCCGCAGUUGGUGCAAAGACGCAACAACGGGAUGGACCGUCAAAAAACGGACAGGAUCAGUAG
This is a messenger RNA of Peronospora matthiolae, 1155 nucleotides long. NCBI's taxonomy places the organism in Eukaryota, Oomycota, Peronosporomycetes, Peronosporales, Peronosporaceae. The record is from the annotation of a GenBank genome assembly.